Molecule: messenger RNA, 330 nt
Organism: Miscanthus lutarioriparius
Lineage: Eukaryota; Viridiplantae; Streptophyta; Magnoliopsida; Poales; Poaceae
Source: the annotation of a GenBank genome assembly
AUGCGAGUCACGUCGUACCAGAGGCUGUCAUCGGAGCGCCCCGAGGGUGGCGCCGCGAGGGCGUGGGCGUGGGCUUCGCUGAGGCGGGCAGCCGCAGCAGGGGUCGCCCGGCUGUACGCCGCGCGGCGGCGGUGGUCGUGCACGCGGAGGACGUGGGUUGCCGGGAGGGUGGCCCGGCCGCUGCAGGCGAAGGCGGCGGCGACGAGGUACGAGUACGACUCGGCGAGCUACGCGCGCAACUUCGACGACGGGGCGUGGAUGGCCGAGGAGGGCGUGUCAUGGAACGCGCGUUCGUUCGGCGCGUGCAGACUCGCCGCCGUCCAGCCAUAA